Melitaea cinxia (Glanville fritillary) is the source of this 1053-nucleotide messenger RNA. It is a transcript of the gene JMJD7, whose product is annotated as bifunctional peptidase and (3S)-lysyl hydroxylase Jmjd7. Gene Ontology annotation, molecular function: 2-oxoglutarate-dependent dioxygenase activity. The coding region runs from base 1 to 975 and encodes 324 amino acids. The transcript is spliced from 6 exons. Lineage: Eukaryota; Metazoa; Arthropoda; Insecta; Lepidoptera; Nymphalidae. The record is from RefSeq and is a predicted model, not a curated record.
AUGUCUAAUAAAAUAAUCGACGCGUUUAGAGUUCUCAACGAAGAAACAACAGAUUUGUAUCUGGGCGGUGAAAUAGUUGAAACUGAUUGUUUAGAACCGCUACAAUUUCAUCGGGAUUAUGUGUCCAAAAAUAUUCCUGUUAUUAUCAGAGGAGGCUGUUUGAAAUGGUCUGCUACACGAAAAUGGAACUCAACAUUUUUCAGGGAAAAGUUUGGAAGCAAAGAGGUCACAAUUGCAUUAACACCAAAUGGCCUAGCUGACGGCAUAACUGAAAAUAAAGAUGGUGUGGAAUAUUUUGUCAUGCCUUUGGAAGUUAAUAUGACUAUAUCUGAAUUUCUAGAUAUGUUAGAUACCCAAGAUGAAAAUGUAAUACCAUAUAUACAGCGACAAAAUUCGAACCUUACACAAGAUUUUAGUGAACUAAUGACUGAUGUUGAAAAUUAUAUUGGAUUUGCAAGUGAGGCUUUCAAUAAGAAGCCCGAUGCUGUCAACUUCUGGAUGGGGGAUGAAAGAGCCGUCACAUCAAUGCAUAAAGAUCCAUACGAGAACAUAUACUGUGUAAUAGACGGAUACAAAGAUUUUAUACUAAUUCCUCCGACUGACUUACCCUAUGUACCAUACAAGAGAUACCCCCAAGCAGAGUUCAAGAGAAAUGGAGAUGAAUGGGAUAUUGUACCCAUUAAUAAAUCACAAGAUUGUAUAGAUUCCGAUGGUGAUAAUAAUAAUGAUAUGAGAUUACCAUGGAUAUGUAUUGAUCCACUUAAACCAGAUUUUACAAAAUAUCCAGAGUUCAAAAAAGCACACAUAUUUAAGGCGCGUCUACAUAAGGGAGAUUGCCUCUACCUUCCUAGUCUAUGGUUCCAUCAUGUCAAACAGAGCCAUGGCUGUAUAGCUGUCAAUUAUUGGUAUGACAUGGAGUUUGACAUAAAAUACUGUUAUUUUAAAAUGUUAGAGAAGUUAUGUGACAAGUAUUAAUAAUGAUGUAUAUAAAUUGUAUAUUUAGCUUUGUUGUACAUUUUGUCAAUGUUAAAUAAAUAAUUCUUAAACCUAGAA